Messenger RNA from Aspergillus wentii DTO 134E9, 1966 nucleotides. RefSeq lists its product as uncharacterized. Bases 133 to 1650 code for a protein of 505 amino acids. NCBI's taxonomy places the organism in Eukaryota, Fungi, Ascomycota, Eurotiomycetes, Eurotiales, Aspergillaceae. The record is from RefSeq and is a predicted model, not a curated record. The transcript has a single exon.
UGAUCGUCAAUAAGCUCGACCCUUCCCACUACGUGUCCAUUCCUUCGCACUCAUCUUUUCGCUUUUUCGCACAGAUUUUAACCAUAUAACGAAACGAAUAGGACUCUUUAAGAUAGAGGCCUGAGAAAACACAUGAUGGCUUCAUUGCUUACUCUUCCAUUGGAACUCCUGAGGCAGAUCGUACAAGAAACGAUCCCGGCGGAUUUUGAAGCUACAGCUCUGUCUUGCAAAACUCUGUUUGCUGCCAGCACCCCAUUCCAAGCAAAGUAUGCCACCCGACGGAAACAGUUUCGAAACUUUGCAUUUUCGCGAAAAAUUGAAAGAAAAGACGAAGAAGUGGCAGAUGAAACCGACUUGGGUGAAGAAGAUUGGGAUGAAAUCACCCAAGAAACAGGUAUCCGGAUCAGGACCACGCGGGAUUUAUUGGAACAGAUCGCUCUGGAUCACUCUGUGGCGCAAUAUAUCCAAUCCAUUGACUUGAGAGGUGGUGGAGCUGAAGCGGAAUCGGAUGAGGAAGAUGAAGAGAUAUUAGACUCCCUGCAAGUCGAGGUACCUGAGACUCUCAAGGACUUGGUGCGGACGUCGCCCUUUAUCGAAGCCGUUGGGGGCGAUCCCGAGGACUGGAUUGGACAAAUCCAACAUUGCGCAGUCGAUGCGGAUAUCUUUCUCCUGACCUUGCUACCACAAGUGCGCAAAGUGGCUUUACACCCACGCUGGGAUAGACUAUGGCGUUCUAGUAGUGAGGCCAACGAUGAACGUCGGUGGCAGGUCCUCAAGCUGAUUACGCACCGGGCGAAUCACUCUGAGGAAUUUCCCGAUGCGCCGUUAUCCAAGCUCUCCGUGGUGCAGCCAUCCCGGGACAUCGGGUACGAAGAAAAGUCCCCAUUGACACCAUUCGUCCCAUUGCUGGCAAUCAAUUCCGUCUCCGAAGUCUCCCUGAGCAGCUGCGUCUUCAAGGAUGACGGGUACACUGGAAUCGCCUUUGACCCGUUGGUAGAAAACUACAGCACCAACUUGCGGAAACUGAGUAUAACGUCCUCUGUCGCCGGUCCGGAGGAGCUAUCCCAGCUCCUCUCGCGAAUCCCAAACUUGGAGAUAUUCGACUACUCCCAUGAAACCAAGUGGCAUGGCUGCGGCCAUGUCUGGAACAUUGGUGCAUUUUUGGAUACGGUGCUGGAUACCUGCGCAGAGAAACUCAAGGAGUUGUCAGUGACAGUAGUCAGUAAUUACGGUGGUUUGGGACCAACACUGGUGGAUAUGACUCGGUUUCAGAAACUGACUGUGCUCGAUAUGGACGUCGAAAUGCUGUGCGGCCCCCAAUAUGAUCCGUCGAUGAGAUUUUUGGAUUUCGAUGAUGACUUGGUUGGCGAUCCAGCCUGGCCUAAACUGGUUGAUAUUUUGCCAGCGUCCAUUGAAAGGUUCAGCUUGUAUCUCACCUCAUUUAGUGGUGAUCAUAUCAAGUGCAUCACUCAUCUAAUUGAGGGUCUUUCAGAUAAUCGGGCCACAAAGCUACCCCGUUUAGACAAGUUGAGCCUUUUUGUGUGUAUGGAGCCAUGCCCGAAGAUUCCGGACAUGGCGCUUAAAGCUUUAAAUGCUGCGAAGAGAAGUGGUUUUUCAAUUAUGAAGAACGCAUCCACUCCUCUUUUGUAAAUAUCCAUGGAUAGUAACUCAUUUCAGUGAAAGCUUAGGUUGAUGUAGAGAAAAUACUUCAUAGAUCAUCUCAGCUACCAGGUAUCUAAUGCUCAAUCUUUCAAUGGUUACAAUUUACCUAUACAACAUUCGGUCAUCACACAUCUCUCAAAUCUCACUCAAGCCUGCUUGUUAGGGUUUUUAAAAUGUCUCUUCAAAGGACGCCAGCUAUGCUCGUUGUACUCUUCCUGAACCUUCUGGCAGGUUUUGAGACCCCAUUCGGACACACCAACCAUGAGUGAACUGCGUAGGUUAGUAAGUAGCUUUACAGGAUAAG